This is a messenger RNA of Penicillium pulvis, 2175 nucleotides long. Its product is annotated as WD40 repeat domain-containing protein. NCBI's taxonomy places the organism in Eukaryota, Fungi, Ascomycota, Eurotiomycetes, Eurotiales, Aspergillaceae. Gene Ontology annotation, molecular function: protein-macromolecule adaptor activity; protein binding. The transcript is spliced from 3 exons. Gene Ontology annotation, cellular component: nucleus. Bases 1 to 2175 code for a protein of 724 amino acids. The record is from RefSeq and is a predicted model, not a curated record. Gene Ontology annotation, biological process: proteasome-mediated ubiquitin-dependent protein catabolic process.
AUGGUUCGGAUUUCUGGACUUCCUGAAGUACCCCAAUCAGAACCAAUCCUACCUACUUCGCAUCGAGAAACCUACCCUCAAAUCCCAUCUUCCCCACCUUCUGUCGCAUCCGAUCUGGGCAGUGGAAGAAAACUUCGAAAGCCUCCCACCGUCACACCCCGGUCUUUUAGACGCUUCUUCACCCCUCGAUCUCUGCUCAAUAGUGGAAGCAAUGCUAGUGUAAAGACAAGUCGCCAGGCCCUGCGGGUGUUGAAUUCGCCCGCCGUUAAUCGUCUCGGUCCCGCUUUUACUCGUUCGCCCGAUGGCCGCUCUAGAAGCCCUUUCGAUGGACUGCCAGAGGUUCCCGAGGAAACAUUCCGUACACCGAGCCGGAAAAGAAAACAUUCUUUCUCUUCGGUUGUUUCCCCGCUGCAAUCAUCGCCGUUGAAAAAAGUUCGUGUACGAUCUCCGGGCAACGAUGUCGAGCAGAAGACAACAGUUGGUGAUAUCGAUGUGAACCGAGGACGCUAUGACGGAGCUACAUCACCAAGUCCCCCAAAACGGCGCCCAGUCUCGCCGGUCACCCGCUCGCGAGCAUUGCAGACAUCUGGAUCUUUGUUCAUGCGAUCACUGCAGGGAGGUCGUGCUAAUCGGCUCACUAUCCGGUCAACUUAUGGAGCAGGAUGGCAAGAUCUCACGUCCGACUUCCAUACUCGCCCGGAGGACCGUCACUCAUGUGCCAGUUAUGCCACAGAGGGACAACUGGCACUUCCAUUUUGCAAUGCUGCUUGCAAUACAAACUCCCUUGUAGCCGUGGGUGAUGAAGAGGGAGGUAUUCGAUUGCUCGAUUCAUCUAAAGACGACGAGCGAGGAUUUUCCAGUGCAUAUCUUGGAUUUCGCCCUCAUAUGAACUCGCUCAUGGACUUGGAGUUCUCAUCUGAUGACAUGUUGCUGGCUACAGCCUCUGGAGACCAAACAUCUUUGAUCAUCGACAUGACAACGCAACGACCGAUCCAUUGCUUGUCCAAUCACGUCUCCUCGGUAAAGCGUGUCCAAUUUCAGCCUGGCUCCAAUAACAAAGUCCUAGCUACAUGCAGCCGUGACGGCAACGUCAACAUUUGGGAUCUUCGCUGCAAAGGCUUUGAGCGUCCCUCACUACAAGUUCGAUGCUCACUUGAAUCGGAUGCCGAAAACGCGGCCACACCAGCUCCCCCCAAAAUGACAUACCCUCAUGUUUUGAACACGAUUCAUGGCGCCCAUGCGUAUACUACCCCACAAAAGCCGGCCAUGGACAAGACCGAAGCACCUCCCUUUGGUCGUUCAGAUAUUACCGUCACCUCUUUGGCCUUUCUUCCCCCUGGCCAAGAGAAUCUUUUCGUCACCGCAUCCGAGGCUAGCGCGAGUGUCCGGCUUUGGGACUUGCGAACUGCCCACAACAACCGCCGCGGUCGGCCUGUGCUCCCAUUGUCCACGACCCGGGAGCCUGAUAGCCAUAUCAAGUACCGGCGCUUUGGUCUCACCUCCAUGGCACUCGGAGGUGACGGUGCAAGACUGUAUACUCUCUGUCGAGAUGGAACCGUCUACGCAUAUUCGACUUCCCAUCUGGUGCUUGGGCACGCACCAGAGCUUUCCCUUAAUCAUGAUCGCCCCCGCCGCUCUGGUGGCUCCGACAAAGAAGGCCUUGGACCUUUGUACGGAUUCCGCCACCCACGUCUUCAGGUUUCUUCUUUCUAUGUCAAGCUCGCAGUGCGCAAACCCGUCAAUGACCGCCAAGAAAUGCUGGCAGUAGGCAGUAGUGACGCUUGCCCAAUACUCUUUCCUACCGACGAACGGUUCCUCCAGUCCCCAGUCAAGACUUACUCCGAGGAUGAACUUCCUCGCCCUACAUCCCUGUUCACUACUCGAUCAGGCCUCCGACGAACUAACUCCGGGAUUGGCUUGUCGGGGCGUCUUGAGGAUACCAUCCCCAUCCAUCAAUCCGGCACUGCUCUUGUUGAAGGCCACCAGAAAGAAGUCACCGGAAUGUCGUGGACAGUUGACGGUGAGCUGAUUACCGUCAGCGACGAUUAUAGCGCCCGAUGCUGGCGUGAAGGCCCUGAGGCUCGCGAGCUUCGCAAUAAUGGCGACACUGAGGGUCGUCGUUGGCAAUGCGGCUGGGCUGCUACGACAGACUCAUAUGAAGACGAAGAUGAAUGA